ACUGAAGGGCAUGAUAAUGGGCAUUUGACAGCACAAGAAAGUCUGGCAAGUUUACAUGCGUUAUAUUUUUAUUCGUCUUAACAACUUAAGUUACUUGAAGAGAUUUUACUUGAACGAUUUGUUAUUACAGAUUAAUAUAAAAAUGCAUCUGUGGGUUCUCUGCGCGUCUGUUAUUCUGGUGCCUUUGCUAUGUGAUGCGCGGAUCUCUAAGCGUCAUGUGAUCGGUUGUCCGGAGCGCUGCGAUAAGAGUCUGUGUCCGCCCGUACCGGCCGACUGUGUGACCGGAGACAUUCUAGACCAGUGCGACUGCUGCCCGGUUUGCGCAGCCGGCGAGGGUGAAACCUGCGGCGGUACAGGGAAGCUGGGAGACCCGGAGUGUGGAGAGAGUCUGGACUGCGCUGUGCCUGAGGGGGUCGGAGCAACGACUACUGUGAGGAGGAGAGGAAAGACCGGCGUAUGCGUGUGUAAGAGCCCUGAGGCCGUCUGCGGCAGUGAUGGGGUGUCCUACAGGAACAUCUGCGAACUCAAGAGAGUCAGUAACCGGGCGCAGAAACUCCUGCAGCCGCCCAUCAUCUUCAUCCAGAGAGGAGCCUGCGGAAAAGGCCACGAGGAGAAUCCAGAUAGCCUCCGGCACAGAUAUAACUUCAUCGCUGAUGUGGUGGAGAAGAUCGCUCCAGCUGUGGUUCACAUUGAGCUGUUCCGCAAAAUGAUGUUCACCAAGCGGGAAGUGGCGGUGGCCAGCGGCUCUGGUUUCGUGGUGUCUGAAGAUGGCCUGAUUGUAACCAAUGCCCAUGUGGUAGCCAACAAACACCGGGUGACAGUUGAACUAAAGACCGGCGCCACCUAUGAAGCCAAAAUCAAAGAUGUAGAUGAGAAAGCAGACAUUGCUCUAAUCAAGAUAGAUGCUCCGAUGAAACUACCAGUGCUGCUGUUGGGUCGGUCAGCUGAUCUGAGACCAGGCGAGUUUGUGGUGGCUAUCGGCAGCCCGUUCUCCCUUCAGAACACAGUGACUACAGGCAUCGUCAGCACCACCCAGAGAGGAGGCAAAGAGCUGGGCCUACGUAACUCUGACAUGGACUACAUCCAGACAGAUGCCAUCAUCAAUUACGGUAAUUCAGGAGGGCCCCUGGUGAACCUGGAUGGUGAGGUGAUAGGAAUCAACACGCUGAAGGUGACAGCAGGAAUAUCCUUCGCUAUUCCUUCUGACAAGAUCCGACAAUUCCUGGCUGAGUCUCACGACAGACAGGCUAAAGGAAAAACAGCCACAAAGAAGAAGUAUAUCGGUGUAAGAAUGAUGACAUUAACCCCAAUACUUGCUAAAGAGCUAAAGGAAAAACAGAGUGAUUUCCCAGAUGUCACCUCUGGAGCGUAUGUCAUUGAAGUUAUCCCGAAAACACCAGCUGAAGUUGGCGGUCUGAAGGAGAGUGACGUCAUAAUCAGCAUUAACGGUCAGAGGAUCACGUCAGCAAGUGAUGUCAGUACAGCCAUCAAGAAAGAAGACACUCUGAGAGCAGUGGUACGACGUGGCAAUGAAGACAUCAUCCUCACAAUCAUUCCUGAGGAGAUUGACCCUUGACCUCCCUCAUGCUCACCCAUGAGCUGGUUCUCAGACUUUUACUGAGUGUGUCCAGAGCCACACUCAUUCUAGAAACAUAGUGAACACUUUCCAGUCCAACCAUCAUCCGACCUGAAUAUCAUUCCCAGCUUAGAACAUGAAAAGUCCUUUCUCACUUUCUCCCCAUAUCCCCCAUGUUAUUUUCUGUUUAUUCAUCAAUAUAUCAUCUUAGAAUGAGCCCUUUGUAAAUAAAUAUCAGAAUUUAGCACUGGCUAGUUCACUAUAACACUCUGAAAUGUAUAUAAUUUCUCAGUUCCAAAACCUAGUAAGCAGCCAUUGUGAUAUUGUGAUGAGCAGAUUGAUUCCAUUCAAGAUGGUGAAAAAGAAGUUAAAUGUUGAUUAUAAUCUUAUAUUGUAUUCAUUACUGAAAACUAUCUACUAAAAUAAUUCAGUCUAAUUAAAAGUAAUUGUUUUACCCAA
Molecule: messenger RNA, 2035 nt
Organism: Carassius carassius (crucian carp)
Lineage: Eukaryota; Metazoa; Chordata; Actinopteri; Cypriniformes; Cyprinidae
Product: serine protease HTRA1B
Exons: 9
Coding region: 56-1576 (506 amino acids)
Biological process (GO): proteolysis; programmed cell death; positive regulation of apoptotic process
Cellular component (GO): extracellular region
Molecular function (GO): serine-type endopeptidase activity; protein binding
Source: RefSeq, a predicted model, not a curated record